Ochotona princeps (American pika) is the source of this 2100-nucleotide messenger RNA. It is a transcript of the gene HOXB3, whose product is annotated as homeobox B3. Lineage: Eukaryota; Metazoa; Chordata; Mammalia; Lagomorpha; Ochotonidae. The record is from RefSeq and is a predicted model, not a curated record. The coding region runs from base 1 to 1290 and encodes 429 amino acids. Gene Ontology annotation, cellular component: nucleus. Gene Ontology annotation, molecular function: DNA-binding transcription factor activity, RNA polymerase II-specific; RNA polymerase II cis-regulatory region sequence-specific DNA binding. The transcript has 2 exons. Gene Ontology annotation, biological process: regulation of transcription by RNA polymerase II.
AUGCAGAAAGCCACCUACUACGACAACGCAGCGGCAGCCCUCUUUGGAAGCUACCCCUCUUACCCUGGCAGCAAUGGCUUCGGCUACGACGGCCCCCCUCAGGCCCCCUUCCAAGCCACCGCGCACCUGGAAGGCGACUACCAGCGCUCAGCGUGCUCACUGCAGUCCCUGGGCAACGCCGCCCCACAUGCCAAGAGCAAGGAGCUCAACGGCAGCUGUAUGAGGCCUGGCUUGGCCCCGGAGCCCCUGCCCGCCCCGCCGGGCUCACCCCCACCCAGCGCGGCACCCACCAGUACCACUAGCACCAGCAAUAGUGGGGGCGGGCCCGGCAAAAGCGGCCCCCCCAAGUGCGGCCCCGGCUCCAACUCCACCCUCACCAAACAGAUAUUCCCCUGGAUGAAAGAGUCGAGGCAAACGUCCAAGCUGAAAAACAGCUCCCCCGGCACAGCAGAGGGCUGCAGCGGCGGCGGAGGAGGAGCAGGAGGAGCUGGCGGGGGCGGCGGGGGCAGCGGCGGCGGGGGAGGGGACAAGAGCCCUCCAGGGUCAGCGGCGUCCAAGCGGGCGCGGACGGCGUACACGAGCGCGCAGCUGGUGGAGCUGGAGAAGGAGUUCCACUUCAACCGCUACCUGUGCCGGCCGCGCCGCGUGGAGAUGGCCAACUUGCUGAACCUCAGCGAGCGUCAGAUCAAGAUCUGGUUCCAGAACCGGCGCAUGAAGUACAAGAAGGACCAGAAGGCCAAGGGGCUGGCCUCGUCGUCGGGGGGCCCGUCCCCCGCCGGCAGCCCCCCGCAGCCCAUGCAGUCCACGGCCGGCUUUAUGAACGCCUUACACUCCAUGACCCCCAGCUACGAGAGCCCAUCCCCUCCCGCCUUCGGCAAAGCCCACCAGAACGCCUACGCGCUGCCCUCCAACUAUCAGCCCCCUCUCAAAGGCUGCGGCGCUGCGCAGAAGUACCCCCCGACCCCGGCGCCCGAUUACGAGCCCCACGUCCUCCAGGCCAACGGGGGUGCGUACGGGACGCCCACCAUGCAGGGCAGCCCGGUGUACGUGGGCGGGGGCGGCUACGCGGAUCCGCUGCCGCCCCCUGCCGGGCCCUCCCUCUAUGGCCUCAACCAUCUUUCCCACCACCCCUCGGGGAACCUGGACUACAACGGGGCGCCCCCGAUGGCCCCCAGCCAGCACCACGGACCGUGCGACCCCCACCCCACCUACACAGACCUCUCCUCUCACCACGCGCCGCCUCCUCCUCAGGGUAGAAUCCAAGAAGCGCCCAAAUUAACACACCUGUGACGGGAGAGGGCGGGUGGAGGGGCGAGGUGGGCGGAGGAGAGGUGCUGUGGAGCUGCGAGAGGCAUCCUUGAGGUCCCUGAAGCAGGGCACGGUGAGGGGGGAGGGAUGACGGCCAGGUUUGCCCGGCAGAGAAGGCUGGGAAUCCCUCCCCCCCCACACACACCUCAGUGACCGCAUUGAGGGCCCUCUGCCUGCCAACCCCAGAGAAAUCCACAGCAGAUUGGAGAUGAGCCCCCAGUCAGCCCCAGGGCUCCGACACCACCAGGUUGGGAUUCCCGGCUAAAGAGCAGGGUAGAGGAAGAAGUAGGAAGACCAGGCAGAGAAGCACAUUUUUUUUUAAGGAAAAAACCACACAGAUAAGAUGGCUAGGCCAUCACUAAACACUAAACACAUCAUCCACCUCUGUGGAUAAUGUUCCCAAAUUUUGAUUGUCCCCCCCCCCAACUCUUCUUACAGAAACACAUUGGACACAGUGGGCACCAAGUCCACUGUCCUCCCCCUUCCCUGAGGCCUCAAUGUGGCUCCCCUCUAGCUGAGGGUUCUUGGGGGGCACUGCCUCCUCCCCCACUCCUGGUUAGCCCCAUGUUUUUCUGCUCUAGGACAUUCACCUCAUCACCCUCACCCCGUGGACUGCCGUUUUCAGAGGGCUCAGGGAUGGCGAGAGAUCCUGUAAGUCAGAGCUAUAUUAGAAAUAAAUAUAUAUAUUUUUUUCUGUUGAGGCAGUUAGGAGGCGAAGGCAGCCCAGCUGUUGGGACUGAAGGCUUCCCUUCUUGCUGUCUCCCCCCACAAACUCCAUUUCAGCUGCAGGUC